GCGGAGCUGAAGGGUGCAGGGUGGAGUUCUCGUAUUUGCGUUGGGAAAUGGGCUGUGCAGCGGUGGGGCUCUCCUGGCUCUGGCAGCUGAAAGGGUGUCGUGGGCUUAGGGGCUGAGAGAAGCCGCGGCGGGUGCUCACUGGUGGACCCUCGGCUGGAGGAUAUUGCUUAACUUUAGCCAGCACCCAGCUUUGCCGUGAAACGCAACAACUGUGACUUUUAAACCUUUGCAUGUAGAUCUGGUUAGCAUAAGUUUUUCGACUUGCUAUAUAUGUUUCCUACAAGAUACAGCGCUUGCAAGUUGAUGACGCUGUAUUACGGAAGAAGCUUUCCAGAUCUGUCUGGGAUUUUGAAGUGUUUGAGCAACUUGCUAGAGCCCAAGUCAUGACACUCCCAUUUCGAAAGGACUUGGACAAGUACAAAGAUCUCGAUGAGGAUGAAAUUCUUGGCAAACUUUCGGAAGAAGAACUGAAACAACUGGAAACUGUUUUGGAUGACCUUGAUCCUGAGAAUGCACUUCUGCCUGCAGGCUUCCGACAGAAAGACCAGACUGCUAAAAAGGCUUCAGGUCCCUUCGACAGGGAACGACUCCUUGCAUAUUUAGAGAAGCAGGCUCUUGAACACAAAGACAGGGAAGACUAUGUGCCUUUUACAAGAGAAAAGAAAGGGAAAAUAUUUAUCCCCAAGCAAAAGGCUGUACAGUCUUACACAGAAGAAAAAUUCUCUCUUGAUCCAGAGCUGGAGGAGGCCUUGACCAGUGCCACAGACACAGAAUUAGGUGACCUUGCAGCUAUACUGGGAAUGUCCAACUUGAUAACAAAUAAUCAGUUCUGUGACGUAGUAGGAAGCAGUAAUGGGAUUGACAAGGACAGCUUCUCAAAUAUAGUAAAAGGUGAAAAAAUGUUGCCUGUUUUUGAUGAACCACCAAAUCCCACAAAUGUGGAGGAGACACUGCAGAGGAUUAAAGAUAAUGAUUCUCGUCUUGUUGAAGUUAAUCUAAAUAACAUUAAGAACAUACCAAUUCCAAUGCUGAAAGAAUUUGCAAAAGCUUUAGAAACCAACACGCAUGUGAAGAAUUUUAGCCUUGCAGCCACCCGAAGCAAUGAUCCUGUUGCUGUUGCCCUUGCAGAUAUGCUGAGAGUAAACACAAAAUUAAAAAGUUUAAAUAUAGAAUCAAACUUCAUCACUGGAGUUGGAAUUUUGGCACUGGUUGAUGCACUCAAAGACAAUGAAACAUUGACAGAGAUCAAAAUUGAUAAUCAGAGGCAGCAGCUGGGCACGAUUGCAGAAGUAGAAAUUGCCAAGAUGCUUGAAGAAAACACCAAGAUCCUUAAAUUUGGAUACCAUUUCACACAACAGGGGCCUCGAGCCAGGGCAGCUGCAGCAAUCACAAAAAAUAAUGAUUUGGUUCGCAAGAGAAGGGUUGAAGGAGACAACUAGCAGAUCUUGUCAAAAACGUGUGGAGGUUUCAAGGGUUGUAAAGGCAUGCUCAUCACCGUGGGCUUUGGCAAUCCUGGACUACAUUUACCUGGGUUAGAAGGGAAAAGACUGGAAACCCCAUUCCUUUUAAAGCAAAGCUAUAUUAAUCAUCUGUUGGUAUGCGUCACGUUUUUCAGAUUGAGACCCAGUAACUGCACCAGUCUCUGUACCAUAGUUUUCGAUUGGUUUCUUGAAGAACUUUCUUAUAUUUCAAGACUUUGGCUGUUCUUUCUACUAAAAAUAUAAUUGCAAAUCAAUGGUAUCAUUGUCUAUAGUCAAAGAAUGGGACAUUCAGGAUGAUUGGGCAGAUAAUGACCCAACUGAAAUGUUUGUUAGAAAAUCUGGGGGUGCUUAUUUACAUGGAGGGGUGUGUAUAUUGAAAACUAUUUGUUAGCAAUAAGGGAUUCUUCACACAACACUUGGACUCGUGUAGAGCUGUUCAGCCUUGUUCAUAUGCACUGAAGAGAAAUCUUUCACAGCAGUCUUAUUUGUAGUUUUACUUUAAAAAAAAAUUGUAUUAGUUCUUGAUACUGUGAUUAUGUUAAGACAUGCUAUUAAACCAAACAAAAAUAAAUUGGUCAAGGACUUCUGCCAAGAGUUUUGAGGAACUAACAAAAAUACAGAAGCCUUUAAAAAGAAAAAAAAGUAGGAGUCUUGCAAAAUGCUGUUUUUUGUCUUACACUUAAAUCCUUAAAAGUCUUUUUCAAAGAGUCCCAAAAUGAUAUCUUGCUCUGUAUCUAAUCUGGAUGUUUUUAGAGGGAUUUCACCAGCUGUUCAUCAGCAUUAUUUAGUUUAUAUUCUUUGUUUUAAAAAACCUUAUCUACAUUGUUAAAGAACAAUUUCUUUAGAAGUAGUGGACAUCCAUUUUUAAAAUUCUGCAUAAUUCAGUACAGGAAAAGCAGCCUUAAGUGUAAAACCACUGUCCUAAUUUGAUGGCAAAUAGAAAAAUCCUCUUUUUUUUUUUAAGCUGUUGCAUUAAGCUAUUAGUACUUCACAUAAAUCUGUCAUAUUUUUAAUAAAGCAACAAAGUUACAUUUCUAAAGAAAGGAUUUUUCUAUUCUACUUAUGUCUUCAGGUUGAAACACUACAUGAAACAUGCAGAAAUUGACCAAUAUGCAGUGUCAAAUCUGAAUGGCAUAGUAAUUGUCAAAGUAUUUAAAGUUCUAUAAGCAAACUAAUAAGGCAACAAGAAUCACUUCAACUUCUGUACAUAAUCACAGUAGACUUCUCUGAAAUAAUAGGAAAAAUUAGAGGCUUUUUGGAGUAGGUCUGUUUGGACUGUAUGAGUGUGCAGUGUUGUCAUGAGAUCAUAAACUCAUAAAAAUGUUCUAAACCACUGCUUGGCUGUGUUUAUAGAACUGACAACUUCAUCAAAGAAUCAUAAUAUGGUGAGCGUUUUAUGUAUAGGAAGCAUUGGACAGAUUUUUGUAUCAACAUUGUAUUUUUAUAGUAUUACAAAAAUGUGACAGAGCAACUCUCUGGUCAGGUUAUAAUUUGCUGCAAAUCUUGUUUUGGAUCUUUAAAGACAGAUUUUAUUCUGGAGGUGACUUUGAGUUUUACUGCAACUGUACAGAGAAUUUUUAACUAUAGUGCUUUUAGUAAGAAUGUAUAUAACUGGUUUAUACUUGUGGAAGAACAUUUUCUUUUUUGCUAUUUCAAAAUCAGCCUUCUAUUUUAAUUACAAAUAAAUGUGUGCUCUGAAAAGCAAGUCCGAAUUAAUUCUGUUAAAACCAAAGACUAUACAUCUGUAACUAUAUACUGUAUACUAUAUAACUGUAGCAAAAAAAGGAUUCUUUUGGUUUUGACUUUUAUAAGUUUUCAAGAACCUUUUAGAUUUUUGAAAUCUGAGUUCUUAUAUAAUAUGCAUAAGGUCACAGUGAAGUGGCUUUUUACAGACAGUGCUGUACAAACAUGGCCAAAGCAUGUCACGUGCUGAGUUGCCUAAAGCUGUACUUUACUCUUUAUUUGCUAGGCAUCAUAAUCAUUUUGUGUCAAAAAACAGGCUGUAAUGUCCUCCUUCAUUUGUUGAAGGGCUGCACGCUCAUGGAAUCUGUUCAUGUAUUAUGUUUCUAUGAUUUAUUUUAUCAUUAUUUAACACAAUUAGGCAGUUACCUCCUACUUGAAGAUGGAGAAAAAUGAAAGGCUGGAUUAUAGACAUGAUAGCCCAAAUCCCUUUUGUACUUUAUUAAAUCAAGUCUAGCUACUUAAUGAUUUAUAUUCCAAUCAAAGGCUGGGGAUGUUAAGCUGCAUCUCUCAGGUGUCCUGUCACAGUGAAUAGUAGCAGAUCUUAAGAAUUGGUUUAGCUCUGUAGACAGCAACUAAAUAGUUGACUGCUUGUUGGCACUUUCAAGACAAGUACCUGACAGGCUAGGCAUAGAGACAUAUAUUUAGUGGGGCGUUUCAACCAAAAGAGUUUGGCCCUCUCAAUGGCUGGAAGACAUCUGGCAUGGGGCACGUGACAGUUGCAACUCUCACUAUUGUGCCUGCUGUGUGUAUCCUUUUUAGAAUAAAUGAAGUAAUUCAGUCUGUAGUCAGGGCUUAUAAAUGGUCUCAACAAGCAAAGUGAAUGCUCUGAUGUAGUGCUACUAAGUGUAGUGAGAUCUUGUGUAUGACUUCAUUAUUUCUUGAGUGCAAAAGCUACUUGGAUAGGCAGCAACCAUAAAGGUUUGGGUUUUUUUUUUUUUCCAAAAGAGGUGAUGCAGAUUUUUCUUCUUGAUUUAUAUUUUGGGCAUAAUGCAGAAGUCAAAUGACUCCGUAUGUUGAUUCUGUUGGUUCCAAGCUAAACGUGGAAACAUAGCCUAUAUUCCAAAGCAAUUCUCUAUUCACUGUUGUAUUUUUUAAAAAUAAUAUCAUUCUCUCCACAGCUUGAGUAAUACUGUUUGUGAGCUACAAACGAGCAAGUGUUCAAUUUAAAUUUCCACUGAGGAAACGUGAAUUGAGAAUUUUUGCUUAUCAGCACUAUAUGCUGUCAGAUUGUAAACCAGUAAAAGUUUUUGAUUAUUAAAGUACUGUAUUCUUCUUGUG
Molecule: messenger RNA, 4502 nt
Organism: Colius striatus (speckled mousebird)
Lineage: Eukaryota; Metazoa; Chordata; Aves; Coliiformes; Coliidae
Product: tropomodulin-3
Exons: 10
Coding region: 384-1439 (351 amino acids)
Biological process (GO): myofibril assembly; muscle contraction; pointed-end actin filament capping
Cellular component (GO): myofibril; striated muscle thin filament
Molecular function (GO): tropomyosin binding
Source: RefSeq, a predicted model, not a curated record